Messenger RNA from Acomys russatus (golden spiny mouse), 1460 nucleotides. RefSeq names its product poly(A) binding protein interacting protein 2B (gene Paip2b). Gene Ontology annotation, molecular function: mRNA regulatory element binding translation repressor activity. The transcript is spliced from 5 exons. The record is from RefSeq and is a predicted model, not a curated record. Lineage: Eukaryota; Metazoa; Chordata; Mammalia; Rodentia; Muridae. Gene Ontology annotation, biological process: negative regulation of translational initiation. Bases 140 to 550 code for a protein of 136 amino acids. Gene Ontology annotation, cellular component: cytoplasm.
CGUGUGAGGCCGAGGUACCUCGAGCGUUUGUGCGCGGCGGCUCGCACUCUGAGGGGGCGGCGCUGUGCUGUGGUCGGGACCUCGGGGCGGCGUUGUCCGCGCGGCCAGGCACCUGGGAGGGUGAAGGCGAGAGAGGCAGAUGACGACGCUGAACACAGGCUCUGCAAGAAUCCCCAUAAUGAAUGGAUCCAGUGUGGCAAGUACACCACCCAGUGUAAAAUGCAAAGAGGACCAAGGGCUAAAUGGACACGAGGAAAAGGAAAACCCAUUUGCAGAAUACAUGUGGAUGGAGAAUGAAGAGGAUUUUAACAGACAGGUAGAGGAAGAGCUGCAGGAGCAAGACUUCUUGGACCGCUGCUUUCAGGAGAUGCUGGAUGAAGAGGACCAGGACUGGUUCAUACCAUCACGAGACCUGCCUCAGGGUGUGGGACACUUACAGCAACAGUUAAAUGGACUAUCAGUCAGCGACAGUCAGGAAUCUGAAGACAUUCUGAGCAAAAGUAACCUGAAUCCAGAUGCCAAGGAGUUUAUUCCAGGAGUGAAGUACUGAGCUGUUGGAAGCUUCCAGAAGGACUUGUUUUGUCCCCGUACCUGGGGCCAGCAAUGCACAAAAAGGCAGAGCUGAAGGGGGGUGGUAAGGGUGUGCAGCCAAGGCGGGUUGGGUCGGGAAGGUUGUUUAACUGGAUACUGUGACUGAGUAACUAAUGUGUGAGGUACUACUCUCCAAGCCUCUGAGAAUGGCUCUUCUGUUCUGCCAACUUUUUCAGAGCAGUUUUCCCACUUUAUUUUAUUUUAUUUUAGAUGAACUCUUCGGAGUUAAGCAACUGCAGUUGUUUUCCCCUUGUAAAGAAUGUUGUUUGCAUUUAAGCAAAAUAAGCAGACCAAGGAAAACAGUAUUUAAGAGAUAACUUUCCCUGCUGUGUACCUAUGAGGAACAGGGCACCUGGAUAGCUGCUGGGUGGUAAGAGAUACAAACCAGAUGCAACACUCAGCUCCCCAUCCCCUGGCAUUUCCAUGAUGAACUAGGGUGCCAGUGGCCCACAAAGCUUUUGUCUCCUGUCCUGAACUCUACUCAAGAAAACAGAUCUGCAAGUUCUUGGAUGAAUGUAACUUCGGAUGGAUGUAAGUUGUAUAUCAGAAGAACAGGGCUCGAUGGUGACUGUCAUUUAGUUAGUGUUGUCCCAACAUCACUGUGUAGCUGCUCUCACUCAUCAUUUACAAGUGAAAGGUUACAUAGGGCUCUCUGUCAUGAUCUUGAGGGGGCUCCUCCAGGCUUCUUUCCCCCACAGUCUAAAAGACACUGUUAGCCAAAGUCUGAGACAGGCCUUUAGUUGUGUUAGUUACAUCUUGAAUCUUUUUAGACAGUUUUCUUUUCCUAAGUCCCAUGAAUAUUUGGCCCUUAUGGUAUCUUAAUUCCCUCAAAGAUUUCUGUGUUUUUUAAAGGAAAUACAUUUUCUUUC